Messenger RNA from Penicillium brasilianum, 6364 nucleotides. Lineage: Eukaryota; Fungi; Ascomycota; Eurotiomycetes; Eurotiales; Aspergillaceae. The record is from the annotation of a GenBank genome assembly.
UGAGGAUUUCUCCGUUCCAUGGCCGCUAAGCGCCAGUUCGGUUCGACCUAUCAACCAGAUGAUUCCAGCAGCCAGACUGCCAAGCCAGCCAUGCCAGGGUCAUUGAAGCUCGGAUCAAGCAACGCCGAAAUGAUUAUGCUGGUCAAGCCCACAAGUUCUAGCCCGCCCCAGGAAUACGGAGGACUCGUCGGCAAUGUCUUUCGUAUCUUGCUGAUUGGGGCCUGAGCCAUCAGGGCGUUUGUUUGAACUGAGACACUUCAACUUUCAACCCACUCCCCCUUGACCCCUUGACUUUCUCAACCUCUUUCCUUCCAUCUCUAUCUCUCCAGAAGCCCUGAAUCUUCUGCUUAUUCCCAGCAAACCCCCUGCUAAUUGCUUUGUGUGCCUGUCUCGGGCUCGGGAUUCUCAUCUGGUCCAGCCAUCAGGUUGGUCAUCAGGUGACCGGGUGAUCCGUGCCAAUCCAGGAACCACGCUAGCACCAUUCAGGAUUAGCGCUUCUCCAGCUCUCUCCAACUCCAACCUUCCAGUCACUCCAGGUGAUCUCACUGUCACUCUCCCUCCACUCUACGCUGGAGCUAUCGUUGUUGGCUUCCAUUCCAAUCGCCAACUUUACUGGGCUUCUCUUCUUUCCGCGCCCUUUGCGACAACUUUGAUCGAGAUCGCAGGAGAUUCUCGUUGACGUUUGCCUUACCGCGUCGGAGCCCUUCACAGCUAUCUGCGGCUGGAGCCGUGAUCAAAAGAGAAAUUCGGAAUCGCUGGGAUAAGACAAGAUGGAUUCAUAUGAAGGCUAUGAUGCAUCUCCCGGAAGGAACCGAGAUGCGGAUCCAUUCUCCGGAAGAGGACCAGCGGAGUACCACCGCCGAUCGCCAGCUUCUCAAGAUCGCCGUGGCCGUGGUCGUGGCCGUUCCCGCUCUCCCAUGAUUGACCGCUACGAGCCUUCCGAGCGCCGCCCCCGAGAUGACUUCUACAACAACCCCCGUGAACACGCUGCUCGUGAUCGGGAAGAUCGCCGACGCGCCCAUUCCCCCAAUGUCAUGAACAUUGACCGUUACGUUCCCGGCCAAGACGCCGGCAAGCGUCCACUCCCAACGAACCCUCUUCCUGACCCGCUCAGUCUGGACUUCCAAGUCGGUUUUACCUGGUUUGCCGAGUGGUGGAGAACCGAACAAGCCAUAGGCGAGGAGAGGGAGCGCUCCAGAAAUGGCGGCCGCCGUGUCAAGGGCGAGCGCGAAGCUCGUGAGGACCGAGAUAAAGAACGGGCGCAAAUUCAAGCUGCAUACGAUUCAUACAAGGUCGACCUACAAGUCAAGCUGGCAAGGGCAUUCGUGCAACAACACCGCGAAGAAGAAUGGUUCAAAGAGCGGUACAACAAUGAAGUGCGCGACCCGAUCCGCAAUCGUCUGCUGGACUUCCGAAGGUGGGCCUAUGAGCAGUGGGAGCGGGAUCUUCACGGCGGAUUGUUUGAUGAUUUUACCCUCGAGGGCAUCUACAAGAGCGAAAGCGACGGCGCUGGUGGCGUGAUUGAAAAAGAAGAAGGCGAGGCCACUGCCGUCGGUGAAACAUUGGGAGUUCUAGAUCUCCUCCCCGUUCGGGGAGGUGAGCUUCGCGAUGAGGCUCUAUCUCAACCUGCCUUGCUUAUCAAGACUCUUGCGCCAAAUGUGAGCCGUGACAAGAUCGAGGAAUUUUGUAAGGAACACCUUGGAGAGAAUGAUGGCGGGUUCAAGUGGCUCAGUCUAAGCGAUCCCAACCCGUCCAAGAAGUUCCACCGUAUGGGUUGGAUCAUGCUGCAUCCUGGUGGCGACACAACAAGUACUGUGGAACGCGGAGAUGGUCGUGAAGAGGAAAUGGAUCAUGACAAUGGUUUGACUGAAAUCGUGACUGUCAGUGCUGCUGAGAAGGCGCUAGAAGCUGUCAAUGACAAGACAAUUCACGACCCGGUACACGGCGAUUUCACCUGUCAUGUCGGCGUUCAUGUUCCUCCAUCCCAGCCCCGUAAGAAGGCUCUGUGGGACUUGUUCUCUGCGCCGGAGCGCAUCGACCGCGAUCUUGAGCUGGCUCGACGAUUGGUUGCUCGGAUGGACGGUGAGAUGGGAAGUGUGGAUGGUUUCAGCAAGAUCGAAGAACGUGUCGAGGACCUUCGCGGCAAGGGCUGGCUCCAGCCUCCCGUGACGGGCCCCGUCAGUGUCAAGAAGCACAAGAACGGUUUCAAUGACGACGACGUUGAUGAAGGCGAAAUGGAAGAGGGCGAAGAGCGAGAAAUCUCCGUGGAUGACGAUGUUGACGACGAAGAGAUCCUGGCUAAGAAGAAGAAAUUAGAUCUGAUGGUCGAGUAUCUGCGCCGUGUUCACAAUUUCUGUUUCUUCUGCGUUUUCGAGAGCGACUCUGUUCAUGAGCUUAGUCGCAAAUGCCCCGGUGGUCACCUUCGCCGUCCCCGCACCGGCCUCUCCAGUCAAGCCAAAGAGGUUGCUCGUGCCAGUGCACUAGGGCAACCCUUCCCUGUCAAGAAGAAGGAGCCGAGCGAGGACGGAGAGGAGCGGGCUUCACCGGUGCAGGAGCGUCGCCCUCAGCGUGUUCCCAAGUCGGAGCAACAGCUUCAGCGCGCAUUCAACUGGGUCAAGACAUUUGAGGAUAAGCUGUUGCAAAUCCUAGAGCCUGAAAAUGCUGACCUGCGCAAGCUUGGCGGCAAGCCUGUGGAAGAGGCUCUUGACGAGGAGCUUGCCAAGUAUGUCAAGCAGGAGACCGACGACCGGUACCGAUGCAAGGUGCCCGAAUGUACGAAGCUCUUCAAAGCGGAGACAUUCUGGCGCAAGCAUAUCGAGAAGCGUCACGCCGAGUGGCUCGACAAGAUUCGGCAAAAUCUCUCCCUCGUGAAUGCCUACGUUCUGGAUCCUUCACGCAUCGCCCCAUCCCGUUCCGAUGCCAACAGUAACGGACACUUCCCCCUUGCUUCCGGUCAUGGCCAAGGUGGAACCCCCCGUGGAUUCAGCCUGCAGAACGUGCCUUACCUCGGUAACCCAGGAGCUCUUCCUGGCGGAUUUCCACCAGGCGGCAUGCCCGUCAUGGGCGCGGGUGGCGCCUGGGGCGGCAAUGGCAUGGCUGCUGGUGAUGGCGCACACCUGCACCAACCCGGCGUCAUGCGACGUGGCGGACACCGUCAACAUAGCCAUCGUGCUGGCCCUUACGACCGUCGCCGUCCUCCUAAUAGCAGUGGACGCCUCAGCCCCGUUCGCAUGCCCAUGUAUGGUUCCGGCGGCCGUCUCCCUCCUGCCAACUUCUCCGUACCCCCUGGCCACCCAGCCGCGACCAUGGUCCCCCCCAACCCCUUCCCUGAUGCUAUGGGUGGUGGCGGUGGUGGCCCACAGGGCAUCCCACCGCGUGAAGCAGUACAGGGCCGCAGCCUCAAGAGCUACGAGGACUUGGACGCUGUAGGCGGAUCCGGCAGCGGAGAGCUAAACUAUUAGCUACACUCACUUCUUCAACCCCUUUCAUUCACAUCUAGCUACACUUCAUUCUCUGUCACAAUUUUCCUUGUUUCUUGACAUCUACCUUCCCUUCCGUUUCCCCUUUUUUUCUCUAUCAACAAAUCUCGCUGGCGUCGGCGCAAAGGACGGAUUGGGUGAAUCUGUCGGGUGCGUCUUAAGUUUUCUUUUUGGUGGUACACCACAUCUUGCUGCGGGGAUAUCUACCUGUGGAAUACUUUCAUAUCUUUUGUCUGGCUAUCAGCACCUUUAUUUCUUCAGUCGAAUGUUCCAGUCUGGCUUGCGCCUUGCAUGUACAAUAUCAGUCAUCGAUGGACAAUCGAGAGGCAAAUGGAAGAUUGAAAUCCAAAUAUUCCCCUGGACUUUGUAGAGAAUUUGGAUAACGGUCUUGUACCUCUCUUACAGACAGGACUCUAGAAUUGAUGUCCCUUCUAUCGUGAUAUUUCCCCAUAAAUAGCGAUAUUCAAAUUCAUAACCUCAUAUCAGGGUAUCUCUUGUCUAUUUCAAACCAACAUUUCAACUCCACAUGACACCCCAGCCCCAUCGAAGAAACCAAAUAUAACCAAACCCCUCAAAUCGCUUCGUAAAGACUCUUCAUGGCAUCUGAAUAACAACCUCCUCCCAAGAAUCCACCCACCUCAACCCCAUCCCCCGAACGCGUCGCUCGCUAGCAAGAUACAGCAUGAGAUAGAUAUGCAUGGCGACUUCACCCCAUGCGUAGACUUUGAUCAAGACUGGUGUAGGUGUGUCAUCUGCCGUGGCUGUAGUCGUGGUUAUGGUUGUGUUUCUGGCCGUGUUAGUGGCAGCAUCGGGCGAAUUGGUCGCUGAAUCUGGAUCUGGGUCUAUGCGUUCGGCGAUACACCAUACGCCCCAUCCAGCGCGGGCAUCCUUUGCGAUAAAGCUUGAGAGGAAUGUCCAAAAGUGAGAGAAUUGAGGAUCAGUCCAUGUUUGGGGGUUCGGUGAUGGGCCAGUGCUAGCACCAGCACCAGCACCAAGAUCCCCUUUAGGGUUGUUCCCUUUUCUCCCCUUUUCCCAUGCUGGUGCUGACUCUGUCGCUGCGAUGUUAACACGCAUAGCCCAGUACCCGCGUUCGAGGGUAUCCAGUUCUCGGGAUUGAUGGGUUGGUUUGUAUGUGCGGGCGGGUUUGAGUCGCUCGAUGAGCAUGGCUAGGGUUGGGGUGACGUGUGUUUUGAAAGUGGAGGUGGAGAUUGGGGGUGGCGGGGGUCUAAGGGUGAGGGGGAGGGAUUUGGAGAAGGGUGUACUUUGCUGGUGAAGGGGGAGGUCAUGUCGAAUAGGAGGUUGCUGUCGUUGCUGCUCGGUCUCGAUUACCGAGACGGCAGCAUUUGCAGAAGCAGAAGCAGGAUUGUCGAUAUGUCGAGGGAAAGGGGAAGGGGAAGUAUUAGGGAGAGUGUGUGAAUGCGACUGCGGACCCUGUGUCAAGGGAGGCCGUGAACGUUGGUCUGCGUGCCCUGGAGGUGUCUUUUCUUUUUCGUGAUGUGCUGAACAUGAAGGGGUUGUACCUUCUAAUGCUGCGGCCUUGCUGAUAGUCUGGUCCGAUGGGGACGUGGAACAAGGUUCGACCCGCCGCCGUUUCGGUGGGUGGGCUGGUUGAUCUUCCUCGUGCAGCGGUGGUGAUCGUCGAGUGCAUACGGCUAGCUCUGGUUGAGAGUCCGGGAUGACACUGAUGAUACUCUCGAGUGAGUCCGAUGCGAGUCGAGACCGAAGCUGAGCCUCGAGGCCAAUUUGAUGGUGGGAAUUUCUAAUCUGGUUCGUAUGCGCCGGUGCUGGGAUCAGUAAACCAGGGCUGAUUUGAUUUGUGCCAGGAUCAAGACCGGGUAAGAUCGACGGGCGAUCGUGCCGUAGACAUGGACUUGGAUUUGAAUUUGCAAUGGGAGGAACCGUGGCCGUGGCCGUGGCCGUGUCAUUCGCAAGCGGAUCAGAUUGUGAACGAUCAUCCGCUCGAGGGGACGGCAGAUUGCCCAAGGGCUUCUUCUCCCGUUGGUGCAUCAAAUCCCGAUCACAGCGACUAUCACUGCUAGUCCGGCCCGCCCCAUUUGGCUGGCCAGCUAUUGCCGCUCUUACAUCCUCCACGGACUGAUGGGAGACCGAGGAUGGCGCGGAAAUGAGCUCGGACGCCUGCAGUAGUAAAGAGGAGGCCGCGGGCUUUGCAUUCUCUGCAUGCUCCGGGCCUUGAUCCGCAGGUGGUGGGGCUUCUGCUGGUGCUACUAGUGCUCCUCCAUCAUUCAAGAUCAGCGACCGACGCGAGAUAGGCUCCAAGGCGAGAAUGGCGGCGACUUGAGCACGGUAUCGGGCGUCAUCGCGGGCGGAACUGGGUGCGGAGACAUGGACGAGGAUCUCCAUGAGGCGACACCCGAUUUGGUGGGGAUAUCCCUGGAAAAAAGAUCCCUUGGACAGUGCGGGCGUAAUUUGUGUAAAUUCCGGAUGAUCAUAGGUGUGUGCCUGGAAGGGCCAAUGGGUCGAGGUCGACUGAUUGGAGGGGGAGGCAUUCAGGGAAGGAUGGAGGGAGGUGGCCGGCCAAAAGUAUUUGUCACGAGAGAACCACCAAAAUGCAGGCAGUUGGAGGGACUAUUGGAGGAUUGCGAGAUGCGGUGAUUGGGUAAUUCGCGGAGGGGAAAGGGGGGACUAUUGGGGGUGAUUUGGGAUGAUUUGUUGGGUUUAUUGGUAGACUUGCAGGUUUGGAUCUUGCUAUCGAGAGUGUAGUGCUUUUCUCGGGUGGUGGUAGUCAGUUCUCGUGUAUAGUUCAUGAGUUCAUGGUUGUACUCGAGAGAUCUUUUCGGAAAGUACAGGUAGAGAGAUCAGAACCAAUGAGCAGGAUCAUUCUCUUUAGAGUAUACGACCUAUACGCUCUCUACCCCGUAUACUCG